Molecule: messenger RNA, 2078 nt
Organism: Maniola jurtina (meadow brown)
Lineage: Eukaryota; Metazoa; Arthropoda; Insecta; Lepidoptera; Nymphalidae
Product: 4-coumarate--CoA ligase 1-like
Exons: 10
Coding region: 199-1911 (570 amino acids)
Biological process (GO): fatty-acyl-CoA biosynthetic process; long-chain fatty acid metabolic process
Cellular component (GO): mitochondrion
Molecular function (GO): long-chain fatty acid-CoA ligase activity
Source: RefSeq, a predicted model, not a curated record
UGUAAAAAGCUGACUACACUCGCUUGACUUCAAUAACACUCCUCCGUGUAGUCAUUUUGAGUUUUGACUGUUUAGUUGUUUACAGUUUAACUCAGGACUCUGGUCUGUGUUUAACUUUACUCAAGGUUAUCAUUUUGUGCGAUUAUGAAGUGAUUUAAACUCUAUUUUUUGGACUUGUACUUUUAAUCAGUGAAGAAAAUGUUGUCAAAGAUUUUGAGAACAUCGAAUAAAUCCUUGAGGGUAUUGCAAAAUGGUUCUGUAUGUAGUGUUAGUAUAAGAAAGACAAGUGUUUGGACACCAGAAGGAAUCAUCAAGUCUCCAUUCAAAACCAUAGAGAUCCCAAAUGUUAGCCUGUACCAUUACGUAUGGCAUAAUUUGGAUAAAUGGCCCGAAAGGACCAUGGCGGUUUGCGCAGAAACUGGUAGAGGAUAUACAUACGAGCAAGCAUUUAAACUAUCGCAUACAUUAGGAGCAAAUCUUCGUAAAAAGUUGAAAAUACGAGAUGGUGACACGGUGAUGAUUAUGUUACCAAAUGUGCCAGAUUACCCUCUGGUCGCAAUGGGGAUUCUUGAAGCUGGUGGAGUUAUUAGUACUAUAAACCCCGUUUAUACAGCACACGAGGUCCAACGGCAGUUAAUUAUGUCCGAAGCGAAGGCCAUAAUAACAUUACCUGACCUCACUGGAGUGGUAAAACAAGCUUUACAGCAAGCAAAAGUAAACAUUCCCAUAAUAGUCGUCAAAACGAACGGUGAACCGAUUCCAGAAGGAACGAUUGCAUUUAAUGAACUCAGUGAAGAUGUUCAUGUAGAUUUAUCAUGUUUAAAACAAGUUAGAAGAGACCCGAAGGAUAUUUGCUUUUUACCGUAUUCAAGUGGGACUACGGGAAUGCCUAAAGGAGUUGUUUUGACACAUAGGAAUAUUGUGGCUAACUGUGAACAAAUUAGUGACCCUAUAAUAAGAUGUCAUGAGGAUACUACAGAAUCACAUCAAGACGUGGUAUUGGCCGUUCUUCCCUUCUUCCACAUAUACGCAGCGACAGUGCUGAUGUUCCACAAGAUGAGACACGGCAUUAAGAUGGUGACACUGGCCAAAUUUCAACCGGAAGUAUUUCUUCACACGCUCCUGAAACAUAAGGUGAACUGGUUAUUUGUCGCACCGCCUUUGGUAAUGCUCAUGGCAAACCAUCCAUUGUCUUCACCCAAGCUUUACCGAUACCUCGAUAAUGUUAUCAACGGCGCUGCAGGAAUGACUUCAAGUGAUGUCGAAAGAUUUUUGGAGAAAGUCCAGCGUAAGAUCCGUUACAAUCAAGGAUACGGAUUAACAGAGACCUCCCCUGCUAUUGCUUUGGGUCACAAGGACGUCCAAAAUUAUGAUAUCGUUGGCAACGCGCUACCUAAUACUGAAUUGAAAAUUGUUGACUUGGAACUGAAAAGCUUGGGGCCUAAUCAGAUGGGUGAAAUAUUAGUAAGGGGGCCUCAAGUAAUGAAAGGAUAUAAAGACAACCCUGAAGCGAACGCCGAAGCCUUCACGAAAGACGGCUGGUUCAGAACUGGAGACUUAGCAAUGGUCGACGAACAAGGAAUGCUCAGAAUAUACGAUCGAUUGAAGGAAUUGAUUAAGGUCAAAGGAUUCCAAGUCCCCCCAGCAGAAUUAGAAGCCCUACUCCGAGACCAUCCAGCUGUCAACGAUGCAGCAGUGGUCGGCGUGCCUCACGCUACCAAAGGGGAAUCGCCUAAGGCCUUCGUGGCUCUAAAACCUGGGAAAAGUGCUAGUGCCAAAGACCUGUGUGAUUUCGUUGCUGAUAAAGUCGCAACUUAUAAAAAGAUAGACGAACUUUUGAUUAUUGAUAGUAUUCCUAGAUCUUCAGCGGGAAAGAUUUUGAGAAAGGAUUUGAAAGCAAAAUACUGUUAGCAUUACUUGAACAUUAUUAUUAGACAUAGGGUUGGUUUUUCAACCGUCUAAUAACUUUUAUAUGGAAAUUUUGACCUAUUUCUAGUUUCUAGAAUAUGUCUGCAAAAUUUCAUGGACUUUGGUUGCUUAAUAUUCAAAUGAAAUUGGAACUACGAUUGUAUGAAACG